Molecule: messenger RNA, 1561 nt
Organism: Xylaria bambusicola
Lineage: Eukaryota; Fungi; Ascomycota; Sordariomycetes; Xylariales; Xylariaceae
Product: WLM domain-containing protein
Exons: 3
Coding region: 103-1419 (438 amino acids)
Source: RefSeq, a predicted model, not a curated record
GCGACAACUACAUUUCCAUCUCGUCACCAUAACCAGAGCCGCUGACUCUUUAACAGAAGCCGCACAGACGACUCGUGUGCCAUCUCAAAAGAACAAAAGACGAUGCCGCUGGGCUUCGAGCGACUGAACGCGAGAAAGUCCCAGCCAAAUGACCACAUCAAUUUCAUUAAGCCCUUAAAGGGCGGCGAUGAACCCAUCGCGCAAGAUUUCUUAGAGCGUAUCGCUGCACAAUGCGUCCCCGUCAUGCGAGAGCAUCAUAUCUAUGUGAUGUCACUUGAAGAGUACGAGCCAAAUAGGGAAUUCGUCGGCCGUAAUUUCAAUGCAGGCGAAGUGAUACAGCUAGUCCUUAAGUCCCCAUCAACAGGACGCUGGCUCCCCUUUGAAUACGUACAGAUGGUCAUGAUGCACGAACUCGCACACUGCAAGCAGAUGAAUCAUUCCAAAGCUUUCUGGGCUGUCAGAAACAAGUACGCAGAUCAGAUGAGAGGCCUCUGGUCCCGCGAAUACACGGGCGAAGGACUAUGGGGGCGGGGCACAUUACUCAAAUCAGGGGAGUUCGAAUCGAACACUAUUCUUGCUGACGAUGCCUUACCCGAGCACUUGUGUGGUGGAACGUAUCGCUCUCGGGGAAGAAAACGAAGGCCCAAAAAACAGCUGUCCUAUCAAGAGCAAAAGGAACGGCGUAUCCUGAAGAAGUUCGGAGCCAACGGCGUUGCGCUCGGUGAGGACGAGGAGAUCAAAACGGAAUUAGAAAAGGGCAAAAGGCCGAAAGGGAAGCCAAGAGUUGCAGGUAGCAGGCGAGGUCGUGAGUUAAGGGCCGCUGCUGCCCUCGCCCGGUUCGACCAACAGAACAAGGUCGAUAAGAUGAAAGAAGAAGAGGCGGGUAUCGAAGACGACGAGGCAGCUAGUGACUCCAUGUCUGACUUUGAUGCUGAUGAUAAGGGCUCAAGCAUUGUCGACAAAGAAGGAAGACGCCUGAUCAAGGUAUGCGAGGACGAAAAUCCGGCGGACGGCGACGCGCAAAACGAAAUGCGCGAGCUAGCUUCGGCAUCACGCAUUAAGCGGGAAAGAUCGCGGUCGCCCGCAUUUGUGAAAUCAGAGAUAGAUGAAGUCCCACUUCAAGCAAUCCAGUUGAGGCCGGCUACUAGCAGAUACGAGUCGUUUGGGAGUUCGACCAACACACCAGUUCCACUGAAGCCGCGGGUAGAGAGGAAGCCUGCUUCUGGGGAGUGUCCCAUCUGUUCGUUCGCAAAUGCCCCCGACUCCAUGAUUUGCGAUGUAUGUUCUCACGUGUUAGCGCCUAGUAAGGUGUCUUUCUGGAGAUGUAAGAGCAAAUCAUGCCAGGGGAGCGUGUAUUUAAAUCCAGGGGACUCUGGUAUAUGUGGAGUUUGUGGUGAUCACAAAGGAGUCUUGAAAUGAGAACGAGUGAGCUUCCAUAUAACAGUUCGGGGAAUAAUUGUUUGGCAUAUGUCCUAUUCAUUUCGUUCUCUUGUACAAAUUAAGGCAUAUAAUUGAAUCCCUUUGUACAAAUAUCGCUAAGAAAACGACGACUUACAAUGAA